Molecule: messenger RNA, 747 nt
Organism: Yamadazyma jaroonii
Lineage: Eukaryota; Fungi; Ascomycota; Pichiomycetes; Serinales; Debaryomycetaceae
Source: the annotation of a GenBank genome assembly
AUGGCUGCUUAUUUAAUCACUGGUGCUAACAGAGGAAUCGGUUUAGCUAUCAUCGAACAAUUAUACAAAGAUGAAAAAAAUUUAAUCAUUGCAACUGUUAGAAAUCAAUCAACAGCUGAAAAUCUCGAAAAACAAUAUCCAAGAGUUAAAACCAUCGUUAUCAAUAUGGCUGACUCGUACGCUAAAUUUGAAUCUGCUUUCAAACUUAUUGACCAAUUUACUCCUCAUGGUAUCGAUUGUCUUAUCGCCAAUGCUGGUGUUUUAGGCGAAGAUGCAUUAUUUGAGUCUCAGCUUUAUGAUGUUGACCAAUAUUUAGAUGUUAUGAAUAUUAAUGUUGGAGGAGUUGCUAAAACAUAUAAGGCAGGUUUCCCGUAUUUAUUCAAAACAGACAACGGUGUUUCUAAGAAAUUCAUUAUUAUGUCAAGUGUUGCCGGAACUACUGGUGGAUUUGUUUUAGGUGCCAAUGCUUAUGGUGCAUCAAAAGCUGCUGUCAAUCAUCUUGGUAAGCAAAUUGCUGAAGACAACAAAAGUAGUGGUAAUGAAUUAGUCAAGAAUUCAAUUACUAUCUUACAACAUCCAGGUCACGUUUUACUGGAAAUGGGUGCUGAUGUUGCUGCUAUCGUUGGUGAUGAAAAAUUCGUUUCCACUGAGGAAUGUGCAAUUAAGUUAGUUAAACUUCUUAAUGUUUUCACCGUAGCUCAUACUGGUGGUUUUUUUGAUGAAAAUGGAGAAACCAUGAUUUUUUAG